Acanthopagrus latus (yellowfin seabream) is the source of this 1981-nucleotide messenger RNA. RefSeq names its product Ras-related GTP binding Cb (gene rragcb). Bases 40 to 1173 code for a protein of 377 amino acids. NCBI's taxonomy places the organism in Eukaryota, Metazoa, Chordata, Actinopteri, Spariformes, Sparidae. Gene Ontology annotation, molecular function: GTP binding; GTPase activity. The transcript is spliced from 7 exons. Gene Ontology annotation, cellular component: Gtr1-Gtr2 GTPase complex; lysosome; nucleus. The record is from RefSeq and is a predicted model, not a curated record. Gene Ontology annotation, biological process: cellular response to amino acid stimulus; positive regulation of TOR signaling; regulation of autophagy.
CGUAGACAAGAGGGAGAAGGCCAGGUUGUAAAGUACAGGAUGUCUAUUCAGUACGAGGAGCCUGCGUUAGCGGGGAGUUACGAUGUUGUGGGGUCGUUUCCUAAAAGUUUUGGUUAUGGGGUGGAGGAGCCAGACAUGGAGGAGAGCUCCGCAUCAGCUGACAAACCGAGGAUCCUGCUGAUGGGACUGAGGAGGAGUGGAAAGUCGUCUAUUCAGAAGGUUGUAUUUCACAAGAUGUCUCCCAACGAGACGCUUUUCCUCGAGAGCACCAACAAAAUCUACAAGGACGACAUCUCCAGCAGCUCCUUCGUCAACUUCCAGAUCUGGGACUUCCCCGGCCAGGUGGACUUCUUUGACCCCACGUUUGACAGCGAGAUGAUCUUCAAGGGAACCGGCGCCUUGAUAUUUGUCAUUGACGCUCAGGAUGACUACGUCGAGGCUCUCGGGCGGUUACACCUCACUGUGUCUAGAGCCUACAAAGUGAAUCCAGACAUCAACUUUGAGGUGUUCAUCCACAAGGUCGACGGCCUGUCUGAUGACCACAAAAUAGAAACACAAAGAGACAUUCACCAGAGGGCCAAUGAUGAUCUGGCAGAUGCCAGCCUGGAGAAGCUUCACCUCAGCUUCUACUUGACCAGCAUCUACGACCACUCCAUAUUCGAGGCCUUCAGUAAAGUCGUCCAGAAGCUCAUUCCACAGUUGCCAACGCUGGAGAACCUUUUGAACAUUUUCAUCUCUCAUUCAGGGAUCGAGAAAGCCUUCCUGUUCGAUGUUGUUAGCAAGAUUUACAUCGCCACUGACAGCUCUCCCGUGGACAUGCAGUCCUACGAGCUCUGCUGCGACAUGAUCGACGUGGUCAUCGACGUCUCCUGCAUUUACGGGCUCAUGCCGGAUGGCAGCGGCUGCGCCUAUGACAAGGAGUCUUUGGCUAUUAUCAAGCUGAACAACACUACAGUGCUUUAUUUGAAAGAGGUCACAAAGUUCCUCGCGCUCGUCUGCAUCCUCAGAGAGGAGAGCUUCGAGAGGAAAGGUUUGAUAGAGUAUAACUUCCACUGUUUCCGGAAAGCCAUCCACGAAGUGUUUGAAGUUGGCACCUCGCCGCAAGACGCCAGCUCGUCCAGCAACAACCUGUCGGGCCUGAAGUACGCCGCCAUGAACGGAAGCGCCAUUUAAAAGCAGCCGAGAGGAGACGAGUGUGACUCUGCGGGUUCGGACCAUGCAGAGAGACGACACGAAAAGCACACAUCCAUCCUGUCUGUCCAUCAAACGUUGCCUUCCUGUGUGAAACUGAUUGUGAGUCAGUCAGAGCUGCAGCUGGACUGAAUCUGAUCCACCUGUUGUAUCGUCACAGGUGACGUAUGCCAAAAGAAACUCUACAGUAGUUCCUGCUUUAUACACAUUAAUCGGUAGUGAAAUGUCUGUCAGCCAUGUUUACCUUCUCGGCCAGUUGAUUCUGUGUGUUUUCCAACUUAAACAUACUGCAGUGCUCCUUGGACUCCAGUUGGAACUGUGUUUCCAGGAACAGACUUUACAUUCUACAAGGGUACAAACUUCCUUCAUCCCCCUGCUCAUUUUCUCGUGACAUAUUGAGUGCUGUAAGUGGAUUUAAUCCCCCUCCGUAUGAAGAGAGAAGCUGCGUGUUUGUCCUUCAGCGUGUUUUCUGUUGAUAAUGACUCAUGCGACCAGCGACCGGCGCUCUGCUCAGGAUCUCCACGGACCAGAACUGUGCCAGCGACACCAUUAGGAGCCUCGGUUGAUCAACAGAGGGGAGGACGGCAUGUUGGUCUUAAUGGAGUCUGGAAGAAACAAGCUGCCAUGACGCUGACCGACGACUUCGACCAAAAUUUACUCUGCAGGUUGAUAUUGUAGCUUUUCUCAGUGCGAGCGAUGAGUCUGACCUGAAUAAUAAUUCACAGACCUUGAUGAUUUUUUUUUUUUUUUUUAUCAUUGUACAUAAUUCUUUAAUAAAAUAUGUUUCGUA